Microtus ochrogaster (prairie vole) is the source of this 3156-nucleotide messenger RNA. RefSeq names its product nuclear receptor subfamily 5 group A member 2 (gene Nr5a2). Gene Ontology annotation, molecular function: nuclear receptor activity; RNA polymerase II cis-regulatory region sequence-specific DNA binding; zinc ion binding. Gene Ontology annotation, cellular component: RNA polymerase II transcription regulator complex. NCBI's taxonomy places the organism in Eukaryota, Metazoa, Chordata, Mammalia, Rodentia, Cricetidae. The record is from RefSeq and is a predicted model, not a curated record. Gene Ontology annotation, biological process: regulation of transcription by RNA polymerase II; hormone-mediated signaling pathway; tissue development.
UUAAGCAUGGAUUUACAGCUAUUGGUGCUGGGCUUCCGGACCGACACCGACACCCCAUUCCCGCCCGCUGCCGCCUUGUCAUGCUGCCCAAAGUGGAGACGGAAGCCCCAGGACUGGCCCGAUCGCAUGGGGAACAGGGGCAGAUGCCGGAAAACAUGCAAGUGUCUCAAUUUAAAAUGGUGAAUUACUCCUAUGAUGAAGAUCUCGAAGAGCUAUGUCCUGUGUGUGGAGACAAAGUGUCCGGGUACCAUUAUGGUCUCCUUACCUGUGAAAGCUGCAAGGGGUUUUUUAAGCGAACAGUCCAGAACAAUAAAAGGUACACAUGUAUAGAAAACCAGAACUGUCAAAUUGACAAGACACAGAGAAAACGUUGUCCUUACUGUCGAUUCCAGAAAUGUCUAAGUGUUGGAAUGAAGCUAGAAGCCGUAAGAGCUGACCGCAUGCGAGGAGGCAGAAAUAAGUUUGGGCCAAUGUACAAGAGAGACAGGGCCCUAAAGCAACAGAAGAAAGCCCUCAUUCGAGCCAAUGGACUUAAGCUGGAAGCCAUGUCUCAGGUGAUCCAAGCGAUGCCCUCGGAUCUGACCAUCUCCUCAGCAAUCCAAAACAUGCAUUCUACUAAAGGCCUACCUCUGAACCAUGCUGCCUUGCCUCCCACAGACUAUGACAGGAGCCCCUUUGUCACGUCUCCCAUUAGCAUGGCAAUGCCUCCCCAUGGCAGCCUGCAAGGUUACCAACCAUAUGGUCACUUUCCUAGCCGGGCCAUCAAGUCCGAGUACCCAGAUCCCUAUACCAGCUCACCGGAGUCAAUGAUGGGUUACCCCUACAUGGAUGGUUACCAGACCAGCUCGCCAGCCAGCAUUCCACACCUGAUACUGGAACUUUUGAAGUGUGAACGAGAGGAGCCUCAAAUUCAAGUGAAAAUCUCGAGUUUCUUACAGCAAGAGCAGGCAAACCGAGGCAAGCAUGAAAAACUGAACACGUUUGGGCUUAUGUGCAAAAUGGCGGACCAGACGCUCUUCACCAUCGUUGAGUGGGCCAGGAGUAGUAUCUUCUUCAGGGAACUAAAGGUUGACGACCAAAUGAAGCUGCUUCAGAACUGCUGGAGCGAGCUCUUGAUCCUUGAUCACAUUUACCGGCAAGUGGUGCACGGGAAGGAAGGGUCGCUCUUACUGAUAACUGGGCAACAAGUUGACUUCUCCAGCAUCGCCUCCCAAGCCGGAGCCACACUCACCAACCUCAUGAGUCACGCACAAGAGCUCGUCCUGAGACUGCGCGCCCUCCAGUUUGAUCAUCGAGAGUUUGUGUGUCUCAAGUUCCUCGUGCUGUUCAGCUUAGACGUCAAGAAUCUCGAGAACUUUCAGCUUGUGGAAAGUGUCCAGGAACAGGUGAAUGCAGCUCUGCUAGACUACACGAUUUGCAACUACCCACAGCAGACGGAGAAAUUCGGACAGCUACUUCUUCGGCUGCCGGAAAUCCGGGCAAUCAGCAUGCAGGCUGAAGAGUACCUCUACUACAAGCACCUGAACGGGGAUGUCCCCUACAAUAACCUGCUCAUUGAGAUGCUGCAUGCAAAAAGAGCCUAAGUCACCACCCCUGGAAGCUUGCUCUUGGAACACAGAGAUUAAUACAGAGACUGGAGGGAGAAAAGGAGGAGGAAGAAGAAAGCAUAAUACUCUGAACUGCUCCAAGCAAUGCAAAUUACAAACUUGGUUUAAAGACACUGAGAUUUAAAAAGCUUAAUAAUCAAAUACUUAAUAGCAAAGAAAUGAUCUAUCAGGGUAUUCGUACUGCAAACUGUGAAUGAAAGGCUUCCCGUCCCCCAAGGAUUCAUAAGAAAGACAUUGUCACAGGGUGGAUUGAACUCACAGACAGAGUCCAAUACCACAUCACAAUAGAAACGGACAGAACAUUCCUUGUAUAUUUAAACUGAUCUGUUAAAAAAUUCAGCAGUUGGCCGAUGUUAUUAAUUGGACGUGUCCAGAAUUCCUCCAUGGUGAAGCCGAACAACCCUCAAAGAAUACACGGGCUGUGCCUUGGCAGCCCCCCCCCCUCCUCCCAGAAGGCCCCACACCUUCUGACCUGUGAGCUCGGAAGCUAUCUAAGGACUUCGUUCAGCCACACCCAGUAGUAGCUCCACUAAAUCCUGAGUUCUGCGUGUCUGUCUUAGACCUGCCAGCAACUAAUAAGAGCAAUGUAUAAAUAUGUCAGCUUGCCAUUUUAAAUGUUCUGAAGUUGUUUUGUCGUGUGUUCGUAAUUUAACUAAAGCAGGCAGUAUCUCUCUUCUAUAUAAGCAUUAGUUUAAUAUUAAAGGAAAUCAAACAAAUUUAAGCAAAUACUCCCAACAAGCAAGCUAGAUCUUAUUUCUGCUAUUUUUGCUGAAAUACAGCUUUGGCAUGGUUGGGUUUCAUAAGUUUUUGCCCAAGAGGCUUCUUAGUACACAUCCGUCUGUGUAGUCAUCAGGGUUUGUAGUUCACUUAAAAAAAAUAAAACACUAAACAUCCUUGGCUGGGAUGUCAAAUAGUCACAGUCUAAGGCACCAAAAAGUCAAGCAUGUUCAGCAAUUCCAAAUGAAAGUAGAUUGAGCUGUGAAGGCAGCUGACUCAAGGUUGGUUGGUAAAGCACCCCCUAAACUUGGGGUGCAAAAGCAGUGAAUCUCACCACCUGGAAAGACAGUGAAGUCAUUCACAUCUCCUGCGAAGGGCAAUGGAAGAGCGCGGUACCGGCCUAAGUCAUAGACCAAAGUCUGCUGUAGAACAAACAAAAAUGCUGGAGGGCAGAGGUGGCAAACUCUCUCAACCAGUGUUGUCAGUAUUAACACGCGAUGGCCACAGGUAUGGAAGCCUUGCCUUACUUCCUGGUCCCAAAAGGGAGCUCUGCAGAUGGGGACGAACAUGUGUUGAAAAUAAAGUAUUACUACUUUAAAGUCAAAAGAAAUAUAGUGUUUACAUUCUUUAGGUCCUUGGGGGGGGGGAGUUUGGGGGUGACUCUGCUAUUACAAGAAAGCAAAAGCGGUCAUUUCUUUAGUGUUAUUUCUCUGGUUAGUAGUUACUUUUCACAGGACUAAAUCGCUGUAUGUCGUGAGACACUAAAAUCAAGAAUGGGACUCUCAUUUCGUCUUUAAUUUGCCGAGAUCAGCAGCACAAUCACUUGUAGAAA